GGGGUCUGCGGCAGGGGUGGGCGCGCUCAGUGCGGCGUUUCCUGGUCCCUUCUCUGCGCGGCUGCAGCUCCGGCCUUCGCCCUGACCCAGCCCGGCCAUGGCUUCAGCUUUGGAAGAGCUACAGAAAGAUCUAGAAGAGGUAAAGAUGUUGCUGGAAAAGGCCACUAGGAAAAGAGCACGUGAUGCCCUUACAGCUGAAAAAUCCAAGAUUGAGACAGAAAUCAAGAACAAGAUGCAACAGAAAUCUCAGAGGAAGGCAGAACUUCUUGAUAGUGAAAAGCCAGCUGCUGUGGUUGCUCCCAUUACAACAGGAUAUACAGUGAAAAUCAGUAAUUAUGGAUGGGAUCAGUCAGAUAAGUUUGUGAAAAUCUACAUUACCUUAACUGGAAUUCAUCAAGUUCCCACUGAGAAUGUGCAGGUACAUUUCACAGAGAGGUCAUUUGAUCUUUUGGUGAAGAAUCUAAAUGGGAAGAGUUACUCUAUGAUUGUGAACAAUCUUUUGAAACCCAUCUCCGUGGAAGGCAGUUCAAAAAAAGUCAAGACUGAUACAAUUAUUAUCUUAUGUAGAAAAAAAGCAGAAAACACACGGUGGGACUACCUGACUCAGGUUGAAAAAGAGUGUAAAGAGAAAGAAAAGCCCUCCUACGACACUGAAACAGAUCCUAGUGAGGGAUUGAUGAAUGUUCUAAAGAAAAUUUAUGAAGAUGGAGAUGAUGAUAUGAAGCGAACCAUUAACAAGGCCUGGGUGGAAUCAAGAGAGAAGCAAGCCAAAGGAGACACAGAAUUUUGAGAUUUUAAAGUCAUUUUGGGAACUGUGAUGUGGAAAUACUGAUGUUUCCAAUAAGGGAAUGUUGGUGAGCUCCACCUAUAAAUUUGACAGAUAACUACUUACAUGCCUUCUUCUAAGUAAAGGCAGUGAAUUUGCCAUUUCCUUCUGGAGGAUUUAUUUAAAUAAAAUAUGCUUAUUAAAUACUUCCUCCAAAGAUGAUUUCAUUAGUACCCUGCUCAUUUUGUUCAAGAAAGGGUUAUAUUGCAUUCUGAUGUGAAAUGUAAAAAGCAAGUCUUACCUAAUGUAAACGCUAUGUUGUGUAUAAUUUGUUCAGCUAAGAGAAAACAAGUAUUUGUUUGCCUUUAAGUUACUGACCCCAGCUCCCUCCAAUGUAAGAAUAAGUAAGAGUAAAACUUGAAUUUUUGCAUAAAAUGCAAAUUUGUACCUGUGCUUGAAGGUUGCUAGUGGAGUGGUUGAUCCCUUAUUGCCAGCUUAAGCAGUGCAUAUACCAUGCAUUACCAUGCACUAAUAAUCCAAUCAUAAGUGUUUCUACCUAGAUUUAAAUAUAUUUGUUUAUGAAUGUGGAAUUGAAACUAAAUCUAAACGUAAAAGAAUAGACAAGCAUCUUUGUAUAGUACCAUGUAGUAAGUUUUGCCAUGGAUCAGAUGGUUUACAAAAGUAAUAACCAUAAAGCAAAAAUAGUUAAUUUGAAAACCCAUCUAUUCUUGGGUUCGAUAAAGUUAAUUUUUUAUUCAGUAGAAUAGUUUUACUAUGUUUGUCCAGAAGUAUAUCAGAAAAGUCAAGCUUUUAGAAGGAAUUGUUUGUUUUAGGGAGAAUUAUUUAUUUUCCCUAAAAUCAGGAGCCAGAGAAAGGUGCCUGUGGUCUCCAUUACUACAUUGUACUGGAGGUAUUAGCCAGUGCAGUUAGAUAAGAGAAAGCAAACACAUAGAGGAAAAACCCAAAAGAAUCAACCAAACCUACUGCAGCUUAUAUGAGAAUUUGGUAAAAGUGGUAGGAUUUAAAAUUAACAUACAGAAAUAGCUUAUAAAUAGGAUAGCUGUUAGCAAAUAUUGAAACAUUAUAAUGCGUCUGUAAUUGAGGUGUUGGCACAUGAAUAAACAGGCCAAAUGGUACAGAACAGAAAAACAAUACAUGUGUAAGUUUUAGAGUACAGUAAAAGUGGCAUUUCAAAACAGUGGAGGCAAGAUGGGUUUUUAAGGAUAUUCAGUUAAGUAAGAAUAGCCAUAUGGAUACAUUCCAAACAGAUCAAAGGUAGAAAUGUAAAAAUGGAAGCAUACAAGUACUAGGAGACAUGGAUGGAGUUCCAUUAUAACCCAAGAGUGGAGGAAAACUACACUAUGUGGCUUAAAAUCUAAAAGGAAUAAAACUAAAUAUUGAUCAGUUUUAACUACAUAAAAAUAAAUGUUUACAUGGCAUAAAUGUUUACAUGGCAAGAUAAACCCCAUAACCAAAAACAAAUGACACAUUGAGAGGAUUCCAAAAACUAUGAACAAACAGUUCAUAGAAAAAGAAAUGUAAAUGACUUUUCAGCAUGAAAAGAUGCUCACCUUGUUGAGAAGAGAAAUGCUAAAAAAGCCAGUUUUUUUUUUUUUUUUUUUUUUUUUACCAAUUCACUGGACAAACUCCUGAAGUUUAAAAUUGAUCAUAUGAAGUGUUAAGGCUAUGGAGAAAUAGGGACACAUAAAUGAGAAUGGAAUGAAAAGGUUGAAACUCAUAUGGAGGGGUAUUUGGUAUCUAACAAUUACAUGUGCAUUUAUGCUCUGACUCAAAAUUCUACUUCUAGGCUCUAUCUGAAAGAUACAUUGCCAAAGAUUUGGAAUGAUAUAUGCAAAAGAUUGGAAACACCCAAAUAUCUAAUAAUGGGACUAGUUGAACAUAUUGUGGUAGAUCCACAUAAGGGAAUAUUUACAGUCAUAAAAAGAAAUGGUGAUCUCUGCAUGCUGAUGUAGAAUGAUCACCAGGAUAGAAUAAUUGGAAAAGCAAAGUGCAGAAGGUUAUUUAUGGUAUAUGUACUGCCCUUUUGUAAGAAAAGGUGAGAAAUGUGAAUACAUACACAUACAUAUAUAUUUGCAUUUCAAAAAAACUGGGAGAGUAAACCCAAAACUAAUAAAAAUCAUUACUGAUAGGGGAAGGAAGGAGAUGGGAGUGGAAGCAAUACUUAACGUGAAUAUACCUUUUUCUACAGUUUUGACUUUAGAACCAUCUGAAAUGGAAAUAAUUGAAAAAGUAAGUAAAAAAUAACCCUUGUUAUAACACCAAGGUUAAGGGUUUGAAUCCCUGCACCAACAAGCUGCUGCUCCCCCACCCCCAAAAUAAAAAAAAUUAAAAAACCCCAAAACCAUAAUACUUGAAAGACAAACCUAACAUGUCUUAGUUCAUUUUUGCUGCUAUGUCCAAAUACCUUAGACUGAACAAUUUAUAGAAAUUUAUUUCUUACAAUUCUGGAGGCUGGGAAGUCUAAGAUCAGGGUAACUGCAGAUUUGGUGUCUGAUAAGGGUUUGCUUUCUGCUUCCAAGAUGCCUUCUCAUAGUACUCUCAUGUGGUGGAAGGGUAAAAGGGACAAACUCACUCCCUGGAGCCCUAAGGGCAUUAAUCCUAUCCAUGAGCGUGGAGCUCACUUGGCCUAAUCACUUCCAAAAGGCUCCACCUCUUAAUGCUGUUACAUUGGAAAUUAAGAUUCAACAUGAAUUUUGGAGGAACACAUUCAAACCAAAUCUAUCAAUUUGGCAGCAGUAUAAACAAGUUUCUUUCAAAUAACUUUAAAUCACAGGAAUUUCAACAGUCCAUUGUAGUGAAAUGGAUUCUAAAGACAGAAUCAAGUCUUAAACUGAUUCUGGAGUCUUAAACUACAAUUUGUUAAUAUUGUUAUUAGUAAGUUAGUAGCAUAUUGAAACUUAAAGUAUUUUAUGAUAAAGAUAAACAGGUUAAUGUCAUUAGUUGAUAAGAUUUUCAUGUAAAAGAGAAAAUCAGUAUAAACUCACCAUUUUUAUCUUUAAAAAACAAUUUUCUAGCAAGGCCCACCAAAAGGACAUAAAUGUAAUAAUGACUUCAGUAGCAGUGAGCACCCCGUAGUGCUCAGUGUGAUCUCUAAACUAAACACCAUUUCCUACUAAAAGGACUAGGGACUCUUGAAAAAAGUCUUGAGGCAGGAAAUGUACAAGGUAGGCCUGGGUUACCUUAUUCUAGAAAGCAAGAAAUAUUAAAUAAUCCUGUACCAAGGCAACAGGGUACAGGAGUCAAGGGACUCCCAUUGAUAAUGCGAGUAUCGAAAAGAAUAAAGACUGGAGUGGAUUGAAACAUUAAGUGUAUACAAAAUCUGUAAUUUCAUAAGUGAAAAAUAAAUGAUUUGUUACCAUUUUCA
Molecule: messenger RNA, 4151 nt
Organism: Cynocephalus volans (Philippine flying lemur)
Lineage: Eukaryota; Metazoa; Chordata; Mammalia; Dermoptera; Cynocephalidae
Gene: CACYBP
Product: calcyclin binding protein
Exons: 6
Coding region: 98-790 (230 amino acids)
Biological process (GO): heart development
Cellular component (GO): nucleus
Molecular function (GO): S100 protein binding; tubulin binding; ubiquitin protein ligase binding
Source: RefSeq, a predicted model, not a curated record